GGCUGAUACGCACACCCACCCGGAAGUGGAGUGACACUCAGGUGGCGGUACAAUCUGUUGGCGGGUUGUACUGUGUGUGUUAGAGAGGGCACGAGAAGCCGUGUGUGUGUGACAGUGUGUGUGUGUGAAAGUGUGUGAGAGAGAGUGACGGAUUGUGUAAAUGCUACGCAGCGGACGGUUUGAGUCGAAAUGGCGCUGGUGCGACAGAGAGCUGCGCAGGGUUCAAACGCCACCGAGAUAGAGAAAAAAAUUAAAAGAGGCAAUGCUCUGCGGCAGGGAUCUGCGUGGAGGUGGUCCCGAGGGUCCGUGGCCUUGCUUCUGGGUGCUCUGUCUCUGUGCGGUGCGGCUGUGUGGCUGUACGUGACCUCUCUGGACAGCGAAGUCACAGAAACGCUGGUCAGCAGAAGCGAGCUGGUCUCUCCUCAGCCCAGAGUCUACGCCGUUGAGUGCUCUGAAGACUACGAGAACUACAAACGCUAUCCAGGGUGCACCCCUCAGAAGUGUGGCCGUGCAGUCACAGACAGCGUGGUGACAAGGGAGGAAGCUCAGGCCCUUAGGAGGCUGGCUGAGAGAGGGCUGGCAUUGGCUGGUUCAGACGGAGGAGCUUCCAUACUGGACCUGCACUCUGGAGCGUUGUCAAUGGGAAAACAGUUUGUUAACAUCUACAGGUACUUUGGGGAUCAGAUCAAGGACGUGUUCACACAAGAGGAUUUCCAGCUUUACAGAGAUGUCCGUGAGCGAAUCCAAGCAGUUAUUGCCGAGACGUUUGAUUUGGAUCCAGCCAUGGUAUACCUCACCAAGCCCACCUUCUUCUCCAGAAUCAACAGCACAGCAGCCAAGACCCAACACGAUGAAUACUGGCACCCACACAUAGAUAAGGUGACGUAUGGCUCUUUUGACUACACCUCACUUCUCUACCUGUCUGACUACGGCUCUGACUUCACUGGAGGAAGAUUUAUCUUUAUGGACCAAAAUGGCAACCGAACAGUGGAACCACGGGCAGGACGAGUGUCUUUCUUCACUUCCGGCUCUGAGAACCUCCACCGUGUGGAGAGGGUGACGUGGGGGACGCGCUACGCCAUCACUGUGUCCUUCACCUGCGACCCUGCACACGCCAUCUCUGACCCCGCCCUGCCUUGAGGUGCCCAGGAGUGACGGUGCCGCCUGCCCACCGGCUCAGACAAGCCCUGAAAAAAAGAGGGCAGAGAGGAGGGAGAAGUGAGAUUUUAUGUGGAGGUUUCACUUGUAACAUCGGAAUCCUGCAGCUGCACAGUCGAUACCUGUCACUUCCUUUUGUUAUCAGAUAUUGACUCGCUGCCCCUCACUGACUGUGCUGCAGCAAAAAGCCACAUGCAUUCACUUCCCAUUCUGGGGAGGAGUUUCACAUUUGUAACUGACCCCUGUAUUUUUAUCCUUUUUUUUUCUACAGCAGUUGCACCAUUAUAAUUGCUAGUGUUAGGCGUGUUCCACAGUCUGCUCCUCUUGACACCCGGGCAGAUGGCAUAAGCCGAGAUUGCCUCUCAAGUGAAACAGGUUCAAAGAGGCUAAAGUGGGAUUGUGUCUUUUCUGUAUGUCUCGGUGUUUUUCAUUUUAAGGAGAGCUGUCAAUUCCUUAAGGAGGAGAUAUAAAUCUGGUGAAUCACCUACUGAAUCAAGCUUUGAUCGCAAAAUCCCCUCUCAUCCUCGCACCCCCACCCCUGACCCAGGAGGUGUUUUCUUCUAAGAAGAACCCUCUCCUUGUUCAAGAGUGAUUGCUCUUUCUAGUGUGUUCCCAUUUCUUCAGUGUGGUCAGUGACAACAGUUCCAAAUAAACAGAAUACAGAAAGAA
Molecule: messenger RNA, 1827 nt
Organism: Larimichthys crocea (large yellow croaker)
Lineage: Eukaryota; Metazoa; Chordata; Actinopteri; Sciaenidae
Gene: ogfod3
Product: 2-oxoglutarate and iron dependent oxygenase domain containing 3
Exons: 9
Coding region: 190-1140 (316 amino acids)
Cellular component (GO): membrane
Molecular function (GO): iron ion binding; oxidoreductase activity, acting on paired donors, with incorporation or reduction of molecular oxygen; L-ascorbic acid binding
Source: RefSeq, a predicted model, not a curated record